UCUAUAUAUUUUUAUCUCAAGCUGUGCCUCAAUACCUCUACCUUGUUCCUCUCUCCUUCAUUAAACCUUAAACCAUUCGUACAAUCUCCAGCAAGUAUUCAUUAAUGGCUUUAAGAGUUGAAGCAAAAAUCAUCAUCAUCACCUUGGUGAUGAUUCUACAAACUAUCGAUUUUCUGGUAAUGUCGCGGACGCUUCAAGACACUCUCAUAGUCGAGAAACAUCAACAAUGGGUGGAAAAACAUGGACGUGUUUAUAAGGACAAUGCGGAAAAAGAAAUGCGUUUUAAGAUAUUUCAGGACAACAUCAAAUAUAUUGAGAAUUCCAAAAUUGCCAGAAAUCAGAGUUAUCAAUUAAGUCUUAAUAAAUUUGCAGAUAUGACUAAUGAAGAAUUUUUAGCUUAUUAUACAGGAUUCAAUAUGCCCACAAGGUCUGCAUCAACCACAUUCAAAUACGAUAAUCUAGCUGACGUCCCACUCAGUGUCAACUGGGUUGAGAAAGGAGCUGUUACUGGAGUCAAGAAUCAAAAGCAUUGUGGAUCUUGUUGGGCAUUUUCAGCAGUGGCAGCAAUUGAAAGUAUCAACCAGAUCAAAAGCGGUAAAUUGGUAUCAUUAUCCGAGCAACAACUGAUAGAUUGUGUAUCGAAAAACCAUGGAUGCUCUGGUGGUUGGACGGAUUACGCAUUCGAGUACGUGAAAAAUAACGGAAUCACCACCGAAGAAAAUUACGAAUACACAGAAAGCGACAACGGAGUUUGCAACACAGAAACUCCCGUCGUGGAGAUCAUUAAUUAUGAAGAUGUACCAAAAAAUGAUGAGAAAGCAUUACAACAAGCUGUUGCAAAUCAGCCUGUCUCAGUUGGCAUUGAUGCCUACGGAAGUGAUUUUCAGUUUUAUUCAGGUGGGAUUUUUACUGGAAGCUGUGGAAAUUCACUGACUCAUGCAGUAACAAUAGUUGGUUAUGGGAGUGAAAAUGGAAUGGAUUACUGGUUGGUUAAGAAUUCAUGGGGUGAAAAUUGGGGUGAUGCUGGCUACAUGAAAAUUCAAAGAAAUGCUGGUGUGGAAGGAGGACUCUGUGGGAUUGCAAUGGCAGCUUCUUACCCAGUUGCUUAAUUAAACUUAUAUUAUAUAUCUAUAUAUAUCUACUUGUGUUUCUUUCAAUAAAUUCUCUAUAUGUGUCUGUGUGUUUUGGCCCAUUUUUUGUUGUGAAAUUGCCAGUUUUUUUAGCUGGUAAUUUUGUUGUAAUUUUACGUCAAUGUAACUGAGGAUGAUUACGUAUUAA
Molecule: messenger RNA, 1278 nt
Organism: Carica papaya (papaya)
Lineage: Eukaryota; Viridiplantae; Streptophyta; Magnoliopsida; Brassicales; Caricaceae
Product: senescence-specific cysteine protease SAG12-like
Biological process (GO): proteolysis
Molecular function (GO): cysteine-type peptidase activity
Source: RefSeq, a predicted model, not a curated record